CCAUAUUAUGUCAUGUCACCAUUGGUCCUUACCCCUACAUCUCAGUAAGUAAGCAUUGGUUGUUAAUCAUUCAUCUUUCUCACCUACAGAAAUAAAUUCAAAGUGUUCAGAUUAAGCAGCAACCAUAUGAAGUGUGUAUAGUAUAGUUCAGUUGCAGCACAAGAAAAUCAAAAGCAAAGAUGGGUUUUGUACAACUUUUGGAAGUGGCUUCUAUGCCAGUUAUUCAAGUCUUACUUGUUAGUGCAUUGGGGGCUUUUAUGGCUACUCAGUAUUUCAACAAUCUUCUUUCACCAGAUUUUAGGAAAUCCUUGAACAAGGUUGCAUUCUUUAUAUUCACUCCUUCACUUAUAUUUUCAAGUUUUGCUAAAAGUGUUUCACUUCAAGAUAUGAUAUCAUGGUGGUUUAUGCCUGUUAAUGUUGGACUCACCUUCUUAAUUGGAGGGAUUUUAGGAUGGUUAUUAGUAAAAUUACUAAGACCUAACUUGAAAGUAGAAGGUCUUAUUAUUGCUGCUUGUUCAUCAGGAAACAUGGGAGGCUUGCCAGUUGUAAUUAUCCCAGCAAUAUGUAAUGAGAAAGGAGGUCCAUUUGGUGCACGCGAUGUAUGCCACAGCAAUGCACUCUCAUAUGCAUCUUUCUCUAUGGCACUUGGUGGUAUUUUCUUAUGGACCUAUACUUAUCAAACUAUAAGAAGCAUCUCAUUGAGAUUUAAGGCACUUGAGGCUGCUGAGACCAUAAAGACACCAAACAAAGAUCUUGAAGGAAAUGUAGAUACUCCCCUUCUAAAGGGAAAAGACGAUGAAAACACCGUGAUAGAAGUGGCACCGUUGAGUUAUAUUGAAGACUCUGAAAGCCAAAUCGUUAAUGAACAAGAUCAGUCUCAUGAAUCGAAUAAGGAGAAACAAUCAUUUUUUAAAAGAAUGAUAGAUGUUCUAACUCAUCUUCUAGCGGAAUUAAUAUCACCACCAGCAAUUUCUGUAUUUUUCGGUUUCCUCUUUGGUGCGGUUGCAUGGUUAAGGAACUUGAUAAUUGGAGACAAUGCUCCAUUUAGAGUAAUCCAAAGCACUCUUGAAUUACUUGGAAAUGGAACAAUUCCUUGCAUCACACUUUUGCUUGGUGGUAACCUCACUGCAGGCUUGAAAUCAUCAAGUGUAAAACCAUUGACUCUCAUCUGCAUCAUCAUAACUCGGCUUUUCGUACUGCCUGUUAUUGGAUUAUUUAUUGUGAAAGCUGCGGCUAAUUACGGCUUUCUCCCAGUGGAUCCUUUGUUUCAAUAUACAUUGGUGAUGCAGUAUGCAAUGCCACCAGCAAUGAGUAUUAGUACAAUGGCUCAGGUGUUUGAUGUAGGAAAUGAAGAAUGUUCAGUUAUUCUGUUGUGGGCAUAUAGUGCUGCAGCCAUUGCUCUCACCGCUUGGUCAACAUUCCUCUUGUGGCUAUUAUCUUAUUGAGUUACAUUAUACUUUUUAAUGAAAACAGAAAAUAUUUGCUACAAGAGUGUACGUCUUUUAAGGUGCUGUGGAUAAUGGUUGUGUGACUACUGUCUACUGAAAACAAUAUCUAAUGAAAAACAUUCCUCUUGGCAUUGUUGGAUCUCAUAUAAAUCAACUAAUGCCAGAAAACAAUGUUAAGAGUCAGGCAUAAUUGGUUUUCAUGUCCCUCCAAAAAUGAUGACAUUCAGAACAUGUAUCUAGCUAGACAUAUCCUAUUUCCUUCUAUAGGAAAAAAGUGCAUUAUCUAUUGAAAAAUGUAAAGUGUGUUUUUCAUGUAGUAGUCCAUUAGUCUUGCACUGGAAACAAAAUUUUACUCCUAUUAUUUUCAUUUUGAUUUCUUGUAA
Medicago truncatula (barrel medic) is the source of this 1831-nucleotide messenger RNA. RefSeq names its product protein PIN-LIKES 7. Gene Ontology annotation, cellular component: membrane. The record is from RefSeq and is a predicted model, not a curated record. The coding region runs from base 180 to 1445 and encodes 421 amino acids. The transcript is spliced from 9 exons. NCBI's taxonomy places the organism in Eukaryota, Viridiplantae, Streptophyta, Magnoliopsida, Fabales, Fabaceae. Gene Ontology annotation, biological process: endoplasmic reticulum to cytosol auxin transport.